Molecule: messenger RNA, 1240 nt
Organism: Populus nigra (black poplar)
Lineage: Eukaryota; Viridiplantae; Streptophyta; Magnoliopsida; Malpighiales; Salicaceae
Product: pollen-specific leucine-rich repeat extensin-like protein 2
Exons: 3
Coding region: 147-950 (267 amino acids)
Molecular function (GO): metal ion binding
Source: RefSeq, a predicted model, not a curated record
UACUUAAGUUGUGAUCAAUCUUCAUUUUAUAAGCCUCUUUUUCGUAUCUCAAUCUCCCUCUGACCCUCUGACCCUCUGGUCUGUUCCUUCACUCUGCUCUCAAUUCUAUCAUCUCAUCAGGUUCAGAUCAAGGCUUGGACAAAACCAUGGCUGAAAAGAAAGUCACAAUAAUGGUGAUCAAGGUUGACCUUGAAUGUGAAAAAUGCCACAAGAAAAUCAAGAAAGUACUGUGCAGAAUCCCUCAAAUUCAGAACCAGACAUAUGACAAGAAGGCAGGCACAGUGACCAUCACUGUGGUAUGUUGCAGUCCUGAAAAGAUCAAGGAAAAGAUAAUCUGUAAAGGAGGUGAAACUGUCAAGAGCAUUGAGAUCAAGGUUCCAGAGAAACCCAAAGCACCAGAGAAACCCAAAGCAGCACCAGAGAAACCCAAAGAACCGGAGAAGCCGAAAGAACCUGAGAAGCCUAAGCAACCAGAGAAGCCCAAAGAACCGGAGAAACCCAAAGAACCAGAGAAACCCAAAGAACCAGAGAAGCCCAAAGAACCGGAGAAACCCAAAGAACCGGAGAAACCCAAAGAACCAGAGAAACCCAAAGAACCGGAGAAGCCUAAAGUGCUUAUUGUUGAAACACCAAAACCCAAAGAACCCGCCCCAAACCCUGCUCCAAACCCUGCUCCAAACCCGGCACCACCACCACCUAAAGCUCCGGAACCAGUCCACCCAAGGACAUGUUGUGCUGAAUGCUACCAUGGGAUUAGUGGAGGCCCAUGUUAUCAUGACUAUGGUAGGCCAGCACCCCCGAGUUAUGAAGCUUAUGGAAGGCCAGUGUAUGAUAAUUGGGGUGGCGGCGGCGGCGGCGGCGGCGGCUGUGGUUGCCAAAGAAGCGGUUACUAUGUGUGCAGAUGUGAAUAUGUCUGUGAAGAUAAUCCCUCGUCAUGCACAAUCAUGUGAAAGCAUCUAGAAUGUCGAUAUUGCCUUAAGCCGAUUUCCACCAAAAAUCACUGGAUUUGGACAGUAGUAAGGUGUCGAUAUGAUCAAAUUAAACAAUAGCAUUGCUCAUGCUCAUGUCAUAACCUUGUCUAGCUAGUCAGUUUUGGCUGCAUAUUGGGUCUUCUUCCUUCGUUAUAGAGAUUUUAUGUGAUACAAUAAGGUUGGUGAUCAUGUGGGAACAAUAAUUUUAUUACAAGAGUUGUUAAGAUUUUUAAUAAAUUAAUAUAAGGGAGAUUUUAAAGCUUCCAUAA